Molecule: messenger RNA, 741 nt
Organism: Aphis gossypii (cotton aphid)
Lineage: Eukaryota; Metazoa; Arthropoda; Insecta; Hemiptera; Aphididae
Exons: 1
Coding region: 112-540 (142 amino acids)
Source: RefSeq, a predicted model, not a curated record
UUAUUGACGUAUUCAUUUCAAUAGUGACACCGUCGGUUAACACAGUCGUAAACGUAAUUUAUCCUUAUUAUUCGUCUGUUUUCAUCGAAAGUCGAUCAAACAAAAAUCGAAAUGAACUCUUUCGGAUUCAUCACGUUGGUGACAUUGUCGGUGGUGCUGUCGUGCUCGGCCUACUAUUACAAGAACUAUUCACCAAUAACGCUGUGCAUGAAGAGCGACUACUCGUGGUGCACCAACGUGACGUACCCCACUAGUUGCGUGAACAUGAAUACCGUGGUAAUGAAUGGCACCGGAAACGGCACCAGUUACCCGACCGCAUUCAAGACCAUCGAGUCAGUGAUAGUGAUGGACGUCGACAGCUCUGAGGACAAGUGCAUUAUACUGUAUGACACGUACAACUGCCAAGGACAAAGUCUAGUGCUUAACGGUUCCAAGCACCUAUCGGCAAAACUCGAUGAUUUCGGAUUCUCCAAUCGGGCCGAGUCCUACAGACAGUGCACCGACCGAGUGCUCACCUAUCUCCGGGACAACAGAAACUAGAAAUAACGGUAUUAAGGAAACGUUCAUCUGCAACGACAACGGCCGUCUACACAAUUUUGUCACGAUUAAGAUUUAAAGUAUACCUAGGUAUUAGGUAAUAAUAAUUAAUUAUAGACAUUCAACUAAGUGUACAAUGGUUUAUUUUCAAUUGUAUUAUCUAAGUAUUUAUCUAAUAAAAAUGUCAUCUGUAUUAUAAUAUUA